AUGAUUUUCUCGACGCUGGUCUUCGUCUCUCUAUUUGCUCAAAUAUGGGCUGCACCGCAGGAAGGGGGCGGCGAAACCCCCCGAGUCACCAUCAAAGCGCCUCAAGCGAACCUGAAAGGCACUACGAAAGGAUUUCUCGGAGCCAAGGCUGCUGAAGUUGAAUCAUUCAAUGGAAUCCCCUUUGCCAAACCUCCCAUUGGGGAGUUGAGGUUCAAGCCACCCGUACGCCUUACCGAAGCCAUGGGCGAAGUUGAUGCUACCACGGAACAACCAGAGUCGUGCCCGCAAUUCAUCCUACAGCCCGACUUUGGCUCGCCGCUCAUCCCUCCAGAUCUUCUCGACAAGGUCCUCAAUCUAAAUAUUCUCAAGAACCUGGCUGUUGGGCAAGAAGACUGUCUUUCUAUUAAUGUGCAACGCCCCGCCGGGACAAAAGAGGGAGACAAGCUACCGGUGAUGUAUUGGAUCUUUGGCGGUGGCUUUGAAUUAGGCAGCACCUCUAUGUACAACGGAGCUGGUCUUGUCGCAGAAGGAAUGUCUACAGGCAAGCCAUUUGUUUUUGUGGCAGUCAACUACCGUGUAGGUGCUUGGGGAUUCAUGCCGGGGAAGGACCUGAUGCAGGAAGGGAGCUCUAAUGCUGGUCUUCUGGACCAAAGAAUGGGGCUUGAAUGGGUCCAGGACAACAUCGCCAGCUUUGGUGGCGACCCGGAUAAGGUUACUCUAUGGGGAGAGUCGGCCGGUGCUAUAUCGAUCUUCAGCCAACUGACCCUCUACAACGGUAACAUUACACGGAAUGGGAAGGCUCUUUUCCGCGGCGCCAUAAUGAACUCCGGAUCGGCUGUUCCGACAGAUCCAAUGGACUCUCCGAAAGCCACAAAGGUCUAUGACACGGUCCUUUCCGCGGCCGGGUGUGCUGGGGCAGCUGAUCGGUUGAAGUGCUUGCGAGACCUUUCAUACGAUGACAUGCGGAAAGCCGCCAACUCCGUACCUGGCUUUCUGAGUUAUAGCUCAGUUGCUCUUUCGUAUCUUCCGAGACCCGAUGGAAAGAACAUCGUAUCGAGUCCAGAGGUAUUUGCGACUUCUGGAAAGUUACCCAAGGUUCCCUUCAUCCUCGGCGACCAAGAAGACGAAGGCACCCUUUUUGCACUGUUCCAACCGAACAUCACUAGGACUCGAGAAGUUGAAGGCUAUCUUAGCGAACUCUACUUCAACAAUGCCUCUCCACAACAGAUUAAGGAACUAGUAGGUACUUACGGCCCCCGCCCUUCUGAAGGAUCACCAUUCAGGACCGCAGGAUUCAACGAAGUCCGACCGCAGUUCAAGCGGCUAGCUGCUAUCCUAGGUGACACGGUCUUUACCCUCACCCGUCGAGCCGUAUUCAACAUCUCCCAAACAGUUCAACCCGAAGUCAACACCUGGAGCUACCUUGCCAGUUACGACUACGGCACGCCUGUUCUUGGCACGUUCCACGGAUCGGACCUCCUCCAGGUAUUCUACGGAAUCAAGCCAAACUACGCUGCUUCGGCGACGCGGGCGUACUACUUCAACUUUGCUUACAACCUGGACCCCAACGACUCCUCUGGCGGCACGGGGAAAGCAAAGAUGAAUUUAAUUGACUGGCCCAAGUGGAGAGACGGGAACAAAAUGAUGCACAUGAUGGCGAAUAAUGCGGAUUUGAUAGAUGAUGAAUUCCGGCAGGACAGCUUCAACUUCUUGUUGAAUAAUGUGGAGAAGUUGCGUUUCUAG
Molecule: messenger RNA, 1743 nt
Organism: Colletotrichum phormii
Lineage: Eukaryota; Fungi; Ascomycota; Sordariomycetes; Glomerellales; Glomerellaceae
Product: carboxylesterase
Exons: 3
Coding region: 1-1743 (580 amino acids)
Source: RefSeq, a predicted model, not a curated record